Messenger RNA from Miscanthus lutarioriparius, 1575 nucleotides. The record is from the annotation of a GenBank genome assembly. NCBI's taxonomy places the organism in Eukaryota, Viridiplantae, Streptophyta, Magnoliopsida, Poales, Poaceae.
AUGGAGAGGCAGAGGAGCCCCUCCACCUGCUCCAGGUCGUACCACUGCCACCUGCUAAGUCCAAAGAGCCUCCUCCUCGUCUCCUUUGUCUCCUUGUCCCUCCUCGUCCCCUUUCUCCUGGCCUUCCGCCAUGGCCAUCUGCUCCACCUCCCCUUCGUGUUCGCCACAGCCCCGGCACCGGUUCUCGUGGGUGGCGGGGGCUUGGAUUCGGCUGUGGAGGUGAAAGAAGCUGCUCCUGAAGGUGGAGGUGGCGAGAGGUUUCCAAAAGAUUCGAUUUCAGAGGGACCAAUCUUAGCAGAAGGCAGGAAUCUUAGCAAAGAAACUCUUGGUUUGCCAACUGCAUCAGCAGAGAAAUUGGAGGGAACAGGGUCUGCGCGAGCUCUCAAUUUCUCCAUACAAGCUUCAGGUCCCUCAAAGGGGUCGAGAGACGAAUUCUUGCAAGAUGGACAUGUUGAUGAUAGGCCUAAUUCAUCUGUACUUGGAGCUUAUUCAUCUGAACAAGGGGAACGAUGGGAAAGCUCAGAUCAUUCAACAGUGAGGUACAAAGCAGGAGCAGCUCCAGUCAAUCCAACUAAACAAGAACCUAAUCUGAAUCUAGAAAUGGCUGCGAGCAAAAUUGAUUUUGCGCAAAGCAAUGCUAUAAAGUGUGAUGUUUCUGAUGGGAGUUGGGUGUUUGACGAGAGCUAUCCGCUCUAUGCGAGCAACGCGUGCCCAUUUAUAGAUGAAGGAUUCAGCUGUGAAGCUAAUGGGAGAAUGGACCAAAGCUAUAUGAAGCUUAGGUGGCAGCCUAAGCAUUGCAGCAUUCCAAGGUUUGAUGCUAGGAAAUUGCUUGAGAUGCUGCGAGGAAAGCGACUAGUGUUUGUCGGAGAUUCCAUUAACAGGAACCAAUGGGAAUCCAUGAUGUGCUUGCUGAGUACGGAAAUCUCAGAUCCUGCAAGGAUUCAUGAAACUCGUGGCCACAAGAUUAAGAAAGAGAAAGGAUAUUACAACUUUGAGUUCUUGGACUAUAAUUGCAGUGUGGAGUAUCAUGCCACCCAUUUCUUGGUGCAUGAAGCCAAGGCAAGAAUGGGCCAGAAGGGCACAAUGACGCUACGAAUCGAUACCAUAGAUCGGAGCUCGUCAAGAUGGAAAGGUGCUGAUGUGCUUAUGUUCAACUCUACUCUUUGGUGGUCAUGUCACAAAACAAAUGAUGGGAACAACUUGAGAAUUGUUGCUGUCUCCUCUAUGGAGCAUUUGGUUGUAAGAUUUAUCACUGAUUUCAGCGGAGGAGAGUGGAAUUCAGGGGGACACUGCAGAGAGAGCACACUAGGCCUUAAUGACAGUCAUGUAUGGCCAAUGCCUGAGAUAAACGUGAUGCUUGAGCAAGUCUCAAAGCAAAUGAAGAAUCCUGUGACAAUUCUGAACAUCACUGAUCUAUCCAGGCAAAGAAUGGAUGGUCACCCAUCUGUUUAUCGACGGAAGGGAGUAGAUUUAACAGCAUCGAGUGGCCAGGACUGCAGCCAAUGGUGCCUUCCUGCGGUCCCAGACACAUGGAAUGAGCUGCUGUUCUACCAUCUAGUGUCCUCACGAGAAUAG